Brassica rapa (field mustard) is the source of this 3508-nucleotide messenger RNA. RefSeq lists its product as uncharacterized. NCBI's taxonomy places the organism in Eukaryota, Viridiplantae, Streptophyta, Magnoliopsida, Brassicales, Brassicaceae. The record is from RefSeq and is a predicted model, not a curated record.
GUAUCAAGGAGCCUUUCUGCAGCCUCUUGUGUCACCAUUCGAUCCACAUACCUUGAGAAACUUGAGUCUUUUGAUUCGUUUCUGCAAGGAUUAUCCCAUCUGUUCCAGAGCAUCAUCCUAGGAUCUCAUCAAGUGGUAUCAGAGCAACUCUGGAAGGGAAGUGUUUGUUUUCUCUCUGAUUUUUGAUUUGAUCUCUUCAUAUUCUGUUGUGAUUUUGAUCGAUCUGUGUAUCUUGUGUAAGAAUCUGUCGAAUUAGGGUUGAUUAGAUCUUGUUUUGGGUAUUAGACUGUUCGGAUCCUUGUUGAUCAAAUUCUCUGAUUGUGUUGAUCUAAAUCUGUUUGUGUGAUUCCGAUCUGUUCUUAUUGUUUUAGAUCUGUUCUUACUUGAUCUAAAACUCAUCAUCUGUUAUCAUAUCAUCUCUGAUCUUGUGUUGUUUGAUCUCUUGAAACCUGAUCCGUGCAGUGCAAGUUUGAUUGAUUUCGUUUUUGUUAUUUUUCUUUUGAAAAAUCUGCUCUUGAAUCUGAAAUCAAAAUCUAUCUCUCUACUUUUGUGGUCUAGUUCGAAAAUCAAUCUGAUCUGUUAGGUUUGUUUUGGCAAUUUGAAUCUGUUUUGGGAUUUGUCGAUUGAAGUUUACUGAUCUGUUCUUGUUUGGGUUAUUAUAGAUCGAUUGUAUCUGUUGUUUCUGUCUGUUUUUGAUUAUCAAACUUUUUCUGAUUAUCAACCUGAUUGUGUUUGAAUUUUUAUUCUCGAUUUGAUCUGUUCUGAUUGUUGUCUAAAUCCAAUAAUUGUGAUCUGUUUUGUUAGAACUACUUACUGGCUUAAUCUUUCUCUUGUCUCAGGUACCAUGGCAGGAGAUCAAAAAGGAGAACUCAGUAAGAAAGAAAAGCUUUUUUUUGAAGAAUUCACAGCCAGUAUGGAUAAAGCCUGCAAAGAUCAAUUGAGAAAAUUUAGACAAGACAUACAGCAGCAAAGGAAAGGCAGAUCAUCCAGAGAUGAGUACAAGAAAAAGGAGUUUGAUCAGAUGGACAGAAACCGGAAGCAUGCUGGAUUGAAAUAUCAAAUUCCUUCUUUUCAUGGCAAGGCUGAUCCUGCUGCAUAUGUGGAAUGGGAAGAGAAGAUGGAGUUGAUUUUCGACUAUCAAAGCUAUGCUGAAGUAAAGAAGGUUCAAUUAGCUACUGCUGAGUUUUGUGGUUAUGCUUCAAGCUGGUGGAAGCAAUUGGUGUCGUCUAGAAGACACUAUGGAAAAGAACCUGUUGCAACCUGGCUUAAAUUAAGGGCUUUGAUGCGUCAUAAGUAUGUUCCAAGACAGUACCACAAGGAAGUGCUUCGAAAACAGUCUGAAACAAAGCCAUGCUCUGCAAACUCAGUCCAGGAACAACAAGGCAGGAUCAGAUCAAGAUCAACCGGUGUUAUUGGUUUACCUAGCAAGACAACGAGCUGGUUCUGUGAGGAGGACAUAAAGAAGCUGUCUCAAGUGAUUAUGGAUGUGGAGAAACAAUUCAGGGAGACCCACACUACACGUCCAUCCUCAGAAGAACAGAACCAGGAGUUAAUCACUUCAGUCUCAGAACUUAAUUCAGCAGAGCCGGUAUCAGCUACAUCUAUUCAAGGAGAUCAAGCCAAAGAAUCAUCAGCUGCCAUUCAGAAAGAUGAGCAGCCUGUUCAGAACGUCAUGGUUCCUUUCAAACAAGCCAUGGUACCAGAAGAGACACCCAGGGAACCACAGACAGCUUGCAAAAAGAGACAACUGAUUGUCUUUGACCCGUGUGAUUUCCAAAAGACAUUCUUGGGUAUUUUUCUGUCCAAUCCCUUUGUCUGGAACAAGACCAGAGCAGUAGAGCUUUCAAGACACGAACUGGGCAUGGAACAUGUUGUAUUUGAGCCUGGAGGAGAGUUGUGGAAUCACAGGAACAAUCCCAUAGUGAUUGAGAAGAAAUCGGCGGCAACAACAAUUGUUUUUGGUGAUCUUUUACCCUCUGAAGCUAAAGGGAUGCACGUCUCAGCUCAGCAAGAUUUUCACUACGAAACCAAUUGGAGAAUGUUACCCACUCUUUCCUGGAUCCAACAAACCGGAAAACGCGGCAAAUGGCCACCUGAUCAUCAAGAUAUUGUCAAUUCCGCAAAACAUAUCGGUUUAGCCAAAUUCUGUGAGCUGCUUAUAUCAGAUUGGGCUGGAAGGUUACAGAUCUACUUGUGGAAACCUGGAGCAUAUGACAGCACACUUAUCAUCCUUGGAGAGUGCUCUGCUCGUGCUAGAACCAGCUUGGGUAAUAAGGAGUUGGAAGCUGAUCAAAAUGCCUUGCUUCCUGAUCAUGUCAAGGUGUGGAAGCCACCAGAUUUGCAGAAGCUUCAAUACCAUUUCAGAGAUUGUCAAAUCAAGAGUGGAGAUGGAGAUUUCAUUAGAGUAAAUAGUGAAGUGAUUACUGGAGUAGGAGGAAAACUCAUGUUUUCUUCUCAAAUCAAGGAGAAACCACCAGAUGGACUCAGUCUACAUCAAUCUCCAAAUAAAUCAGCCCGAGGUCAAACAGUUUUGAGUGCUAUACUUUUCGAAAGGAGAGGCUAUAGUAAUGAUCAGAGUAUCAAGAAUGGAUCCUUGGCUAAAUUGAAGAUGCAACAAUCAAAUCUUGGAAGCUGUCUAGCCGCCAACUCUGACAUAGGAGCAGUCCGAGGAUCAUAUCUCAGCAACCAGAAGGAAUUAAGCAACAAACUCAACUGCAGUGGAAACUACACUCAUCAGGGUCUCAUGUCGAACUGGAAUCAUGUCCAAAGCUUCUCAAAUGAAAGAGUUAUGGGCUCUACAAGACGGGUGAUUCUGUGUUUGCUUUGUCUGAAUUUUUCUGAGUUUAGAACAUCUCAAUCCUAUCUAUGGCGACCAGAGUCAUGUGCAGAUUAUAUGGAAGCUUUGAAGCAUACCAAGGGAAAGAACAAGCGUGAGGAAGACAAACGUUUCAAGCCGCCUGAUCUAAACCAGGAGAGACAUCAGGACAUCACUUGCUUCAUCCUCAUCAAAGAAGCACCUCCAGAUGCAGCAUACAAGCCAAAACCGAUAAAAUACAACUUUGGGAUAAGACUCUUACUCUAUGAUGUUUUUGCUUGUGUUCACUUAUCUUGUUUCAAUGUAUCAUGUUUAAGUAAUGCCUCAGGAGUAAGGAGAGCCAAAUGGAUCAGUCCCUUCUAUAUAAUAGAACCAGUCAGCGACAAUGCCUAUCAAAGAGGCUUGCAAGGUAAGUGUAAUCUGAUUAUAAACUCUGAUGUUACUGACUUGGUCCCUUCUAUUGCAGGUAACACAGAUUUGAGGACAAAUCUUUUUGAAGUGGGAGGGGAUGAUGUGAUCAUGGAAAGCACCAAGGACUGGAAGCAUGAACCUGAACCUGAAGAGCUUGUAGCUGAGGAUGCAACCUUGAAGAACAUUUGGAAACAAGAAGAAUACAUUAGUCUUGGCCGAAGCUUGAUCAUCCAAGACACCUUAACCAUCAUUCAAGCUACUCCACCCUCAAGCUGAUCAUCA